GGUAGUCCUUAAUUGCCCUCGAGGAAGAAGAUCUUUUUGCUUAAGAAGAGUCAUAAAUUCUUUCUCCUUUAUCAAAGACGUAGGACUACCUGUUGACCAGUGAAGAGCUCAGAGUUUUAGCUGGAGGUGCUGCUCAGUACCUCUCCGCUAAGGAAAUUGUGAUAGGCCUGGCAGUUAGAGGUGUUUCACAGAUGUGAGAUGCAGUUAUCAGACCUCUGAUUUGUUUCUUAUUGUGUGGAUAAAGCCUUGAAACAUUUUCAGUUGAGCUGUAAAAAAUCAUAAAUCCCCAGCAUGGUGUGUUCUUCAAAUGAGUUUCAAAUAUUCUUUGCACUGGGGGAAAUUGUAUUGGUGUGUUUACUGGUUUAAAGUAUUCCAAGUCUUGUUUUUCCUUCUUCUGGUCUUUACUACUCACAGUCCUGCAGCAGUGAAGCUCUGUCACACCAGCCCAGUGCUUACCAGCAGAGGUUGCAGAAUCAGCAUGUGUCUGUAGUAGUUAAAAAGACAGAAGCAGUCUUCGCCAGCCAAGAAACCAGCAAAAAUAUUUCACAAUGGAUGUUGACGAUGAAGAAAACAUGAGUUCAAGCAGCACUGAUGUUAAAGAAAACCGCAACAUGGACAACGUUCCCCCCAAGGACGGCAGUGUGCAAGGCACCGGGGAGGGGGCUCAGCUCUCCAAUGGUGGUAGCAGCAGCAGCAGAAAGCGUCUUUUGGAGGAGGGCAACAAUGGCCACUCCAAAUUUCGCCCUAAGAAGAGGAAGAAAACGCCAGGUCCCGUUUUGCCAAAGAAUGCCCUGAUGCAACUUAAUGAGAUUAAACCUGGUUUACAGUACAAACUGCUGUCCCAAACAGGGCCGGUUCAUGCUCCAAUGUUUGUGAUGGCAGUUGAAGUUAAUGGGCAGGUGUUUGAAGGGUCUGGCCCUACAAAAAAGAAAGCCAAGCUUCAUGCUGCUGAGAAGGCUCUGCGGUCUUUCGUUCAGUUCCCAAAUGCGUCAGAGGCGCACCUCGCAAUGGGGAGGACUCUCUCUGUCAACACAGACUUCACCUCCGACCAGGCAGACUUUCCUGACACGCUUUUCAAUGGAUUUGAAACUCCAGUUCCUGCUGAUGCUUCCUUUUACCUAGGGUCCAAUGGGGAUGGCUCCUUCAGCUCUAGUGGGGACUACGGGUUGUCAUCGUCAUCUGCUGUAGCCAGCAGUCUUACCCAGUCGCCUCUCCCCACACCAUCACCGUACCCAACCACGAGCGGCAAGAAUCCGGUCAUGAUCCUGAAUGAGCUGCGGCCAGGACUGAAGUACGAAUUUCUCUCAGAGAGCGGGGAAAGCCAUGCCAAAAACUUUGUCAUGGCUGUUGCAGUGGAUGGUCAAACGUUUGAAGGAUCAGGAAGGAAUAAAAAGCUUGCAAAAGCUCGGGCUGCUCAGUCAGCCUUGGCAUCCUUGUUUAACAUGCAGCUGGAUCAGACUCCAUCUCGACAGCCCAUUCCUAGUGAGGGGCUCCAGUUGCAUUUGCCACAGGUUUUAGCAGAUGCUGUUGCACGCUUGGUAGUAGAUAAAUUCAGUGAUUUGACAGAAAACUUCACAUCUCCACAUGCACGUAGAAAAGUCCUUGCUGGAAUUGUCAUGACAACAGGUACAGAUGUGAAAGAUGCUCUGGUAAUAAGUGUUUCUACAGGAACAAAAUGCAUCAAUGGUGAAUACAUGAGUGAUCGGGGUCUUGCAUUAAAUGAUUGCCACGCGGAAAUUAUAUCUCGACGGUGCCUGCUUAAAUUUCUAUAUACACAACUUGAGCUUUAUCUAAGCAAUAAAGAUGAUCAGCAAAAAUCCAUUUUUAUCAAAUCGGAGCAAGGCGGGUUUAAACUGAAGGAAAAUGUGCAGUUUCAUCUCUAUAUCAGCACGUCUCCUUGUGGAGAUGCUAGGAUUUUCUCGCCACAUGAAGCAGCACAAGAGGAUCAAGGGGACAGACAUCCAAACCGCAAGGCAAGAGGACAGCUACGAACAAAAAUAGAAUCUGGGGAAGGAACAAUCCCUGUGCGCUCUACGACCACUAUCCAGACGUGGGAUGGAGUAUUGCAAGGAGAAAGGCUACUUACUAUGUCAUGCAGUGACAAGAUAGCAAGGUGGAACGUAUUGGGUAUUCAAGGAGCCUUACUUAGCCUCUUUGUGGAGCCAAUUUACUUCUCUAGCAUCAUCUUGGGGAGUUUAUAUCAUGGGGAUCAUCUAUCCAGAGCCGUAUACCAGAGGAUAGCAGAGAUAGAAGAUCUACCACCUCUUUAUACACUCAACAGACCUUUACUUAGUGGUAUUAGCAACGCAGAAGCACGCCAACCAGGGAAAGCACCAAACUUCAGUGUAAACUGGACAGUAGGAGACACUUGUCUUGAAGUUAUUAAUGCUACAACUGGCAAAGAUGAAAUGGGUCGUGCAUCUCGCCUUUGUAAACAUGCUUUGUACAGCCGCUGGAUGCGUAUUCAUGCAAAGCUUUCCUCCAGCUUGCGCUCAAAGAUUCUCAAGCCUAACUUGUACCAUGAAACCAAGCAAGGAGCCACUGAGUAUCAAACUGCCAAAGAGCGUUUGUUUAAAGCAUUCCUGAAGGCAGGACUUGGAGCCUGGGUGGAGAAACCCAUAGAACAGGAUCAGUUUUCUCUCACUGUCUGAUUCACAGACUGCACAUCACUUUGGAAAGGGAGUUGCUCUGGAAAUCCUGGUGUCCAGCAUUGCUUUCUGGCAUCUCCACAGCUGUUAAAACAUCUUUUUACUGUUUGGAGUUUGUUUGUUUUUCCCCAUUUUUUAGGAAACUUGAUGGUAGCUGUUUUUAUUUUGCCUAAGUAUUGAAACUCAGUGAUUAUCUGAUACAUAAUUGUGCAUUUUAUUAUGGGAAAGUCAUUUCUGGUGUAUUUCUGGAAAUACUUUUACUGUAGAAAAUUUGCAGUAAGGCUCUCCUUACAGUAUACAAUGACUCAUUUUUUCUGGGUUAAAAUACUUUUUUUAAUUCAAUGUCAUCAAGUGCAUGAAGAAGUUAGUUUCUUUGGAUUUUACACCACACUUUUAGGAAGUAGCUUAAUUUUUUUAAAAGAAAUUAGGUGACACUACUCUUCUGCUAACUUGUUUUUGAACUGCAUAUAGACCAUAAAGCCAGAAUGAAGUCUGGACAGCUAGUUUUUCCCCACUUCCUUGCUCUUUAAAACCAGCUGCUGAAAAUUUAAUGUCUUUGAUGUAUGUAUUUAUUAGUCUGUGAUCCAGUUUUUAACAUGCAGCUUUUUAUUCUGUUUUUAAAAAUACAUUUACCUUCCAUUUACACACAUUGUGAAGUCUAUUUUUUUUUUUUUACCCUUGUAAACUGGAAACAACAAAGUAAUUAUUUCUCAGUUAAGAGGUUUAGUCUAUAAUGUGCAGAAAUCUGUUUAAUCUGUUUAGAAGUAGGUGAUUUGUAUAUCCCAGGAAUUCAUUAUAAUAUGAUCACUACUAUAACAUGUCUAUUCAAAAAAAAAAAGGAAAAAGAAAAAUUGUUCCAUUUUAAGAGUACUAAGCCUGAAUUGCCAAAAACAAUCACUCACAAAGUAUUAAUUGCUCUCUUCUAGAAGAAAUGAAAAGCUCAUGUAUGGACAAAAAGUUGUUAAAACUUCUUUCCUGUGAGUUACAUUUCCUUUCAUUCAAGUUGUGUCCCUUUGAAAUUUCAUUGCCUUUUGCCUUUUCAUGUGUGAUGGUCCUCAUGAAACUAAUUAGGUAAGUUACUCUUAAAUGUGCUUUUGUUUGCUUUGACUAUUACAUGUUUUUCGUAAAGAUGUAGACACUUCAGCUUUAUGUAAAAAUGUAAGAUAGAAGGGAAAUAUUUUGAGAUCUGUUUAAUUAACUGGUGUAUAGAAGGCACUUUUAAAAACACUUUUUAGUACAUGAUGUUUAGGAGUGGAUUAGAGAAUGCCUGCUGUCAUUUCUCUGCUCCCACAGUCUGUGUCCAAACACAUCCUGUGGCUUGUACCUAUUCAAGUAUUCUAUGUGCUUUCAGGAAGGCCCCUUGGGGAUUCUAUGUCAUCCUUUUGCAAACAAUGAAGGUCAUGUUUUGUGACGCAGGACUUUGUGACACAAUACCCAAGCCAAAUGUGUUUCAGCAACAUUGCUCCAGCUGAUAGGUCUUGUCCCUCAGCUGUACAUCACCACCCCUUCCUGUGCUGCAUUGGACAUCAGAUCAGUGGGCUGGUCCAUACUUUGAAGUCAAGUUAACACUUAUUUUUAGGCCCAUAUUGGGUCAGAGAUCCAGCUCUGAGUCACGCUGGCCCAUCUGCGGAAGAAGUGAAGUGGAGCAUAGGAAUCCCUGCAGCCAGCUUCAUGACUAAAGCCUGUGUCUCAUGCAGUCGUAACUUAAGUUACAGUACCUCAGACCAAGUGUCUCCUGGGGGUUAGCAGCUACUUCACCCAUUGGAGACUUUGGUAUAAAACCAAUUCUGGUCUAUCAUGAAUGCUGAGGAGAUGUGCUGCUUUGUUACUGCUUGAGUAGGAGCCUGUUUUCAACUUCAAAAAAUGGUCAGGCCUGAUAAUCACUUGUGCAUUAGUUUAAGCCUCUUGGCUAGUGGCUGGAAGUAAUGCGUUGAGAAACAAUCAGUGAACUUUUGAUGGUAUUAUGGACAAUAGUGAGCGCUGCUGCAGGAAGGCAAGCAAAUCACAGUGGUCUAGUGAUCCCUUCAGAAAAGGCUGAUGCUUCCAGAGGUUACUGCCUUUUCCAGAUGCCAGUGGAACAAAUGUUAUGAACCAUAUUAGGCAGACUGCGUAAAUUUAGCCUUGUUGGCAACUCUAAGCUGUUCUGUCUGUUUCUGCAUUAAAACCAUUAGUGUUGUCACACCUGUGCUAGUCCCACAGAGCAGAAGGGCAGCAGUUUCUGAAUACAAACUAACUUUUUGCAGACAUGAUUCUGGUAAGACUCAGACCAACUUAUUCCAAAAGUAAUUUAUUUGUAUUUGGUCAGAUUUUGGAAGCACUUGGGCAUUUACCUUUGAGAUCAGUCCUGUCUCAUUAAUGUUGCAGAAAUUCUGUUGUGGCUGUAGAUAAAUAUGUGCAUACAUCCAUGUAGUAUCAAGGGAAAGCUAGUUGCACCGUGUACAUUUUCUGGGGAUUAUUAAUGUUACUAAGUGAAAUACACACUAAGGGACCUGGUCUAUUGAUAAAUGUUUGUUGAUAAUUUCAAGCAAAUUAUUUUUACUCAUCUUUCUGAAGUACUCAUUGAAAAGUUGAUGUCUCUUUGGGUUUUUUUGAAGAAUAGGAAAGUAUUAGCUCAAACUAUUUUUUUUAUGAAGUCACGAAUAUAAGCAAUAUAUUUAAGUAUUAUUAUAGACAUAGUUUUUUAAGCUGUUCAAAUGAGUGAUUAAAAUGAAACUGUAAAGGAAAUCUGUUCCAUGCCAAAAUCUUUUGAUGAAGGAAUGGUGUCAGGUUCUUUAUAAGGAAUGAGUUCUCUUGUUUAUAAUUCCAGGAUUUUAAAAAGAAAGUUUUUCAGGGUUGUAUGCAAUCCAUAUCUGUCUUGUGGGAGUCAAUAAAAUACUGCUUGGCUUCCUUCAUUUGUUUGUUCCUUUUUGUGCAGUUAAUAUGUGGAAAGUUGUGAGGAAAGACCUCAGCCCCAUCAAGGAUGUGACCUGUCACGCUGCCCCAGCCUCUGUCCUGUCCCCAUUUCACCCAGUGCCCUUAUGGCAUGUGCUGGUGGAGUUGUGAUUGCUGAUGCUCCUGUAUUCUUCAUAAGUCACCAUCACUGAGCAUGAAAGAAGAGUGAUGUGUAUCGUUUUGAGGAACCACAAAAGAUAAGACAAUUCAGCUUCCAGCAGCUGCCAAAUUUUGUUGUGUUGGGUGGGCUGGGUGGGUGGGAGCUGGCCUAAGCAGAGGUCUGCAGUGCCACUCUGGGAGCUGCUUUGUUUUUUUGUUUUUUGUUUUUUUUUCCUUCUCACUUUUGAGUGAGUGUAAGUGUUUGUCUCUCAGGAUCUUCAGAGGACUUAAAUAAACAGUAACAAAUUUAACAUUGAAGAAUACUUGAAAUUUCAUUAAGGUGUUUUUCUCCAGAUGACAGUCUAGCUAUAAUAAAGUUUGUAGGUUAGUAGAAUAGGACAUUUUAAGUAUAGAUGUUUAAAAUAUAUAUAUUCUGCUGGAUCAUUUAAGAAAAUUUGGGCCUAAAGGUAACACUUGAAAUAAUGGUUAUGGUGGUACUCAGGACAUGAUAAUAACUGUAGACUGUUUCCUACUGCUAGGGUGUGUAGGACUUUGUUAGCACCUGUUCUUCUCUAACUGUGUGGAUGUCCCAUAGCUCUCAUGCUCAAAACAUUUGCCUGUGUGAUGUAGGUAGUGAUGAUACCUGUAUCGUGUUUGUGGCACUUAGGAAUGUACAGCAACGAGGUUUCUGUACAGCUGACAAUUUUGAUAUUCCCUUAUAUUAGAGAAAUCAUUUAAUGAAUGGUUACUGCAUAGAAAACUCAGGAGCAGAAGAUUUUUGUCUGUUACUACUCUGUAUGUCCUUUAAAUCUAAAAUACCUUACAGCUGAAAAUCCAAGGAACUUGGAGCUGGCCCACUGGUAUUUUUAUUUCAUCAGUCCAGGCCUGUGAUUUCUAAGAAUGCUGUCUACCCAAAUAAAAUAAGCAAAUAAAUAAAAAAGAGGAGAAAUUGGUGCGUUUGCUUCCUAAAGUAGAAAUGAUCCUAGGAUGAUCCCGUGAUGAGGGGGUAAGCAGUGCACACAGUUUCAUUUCUGCUUCCUGCUGCCCUCUGCUGUAUAGCCCUCUGGAUGAAACAGAGAGAGAGCAUGGGCCAAAAUGAAUUAUCUGUUCAGCAACAGGUUUUUCCCGGCCACCAACUUGCCUGCAGCCAUCCCAGCACAGUUGGGCCCCCAUAGAUCUGAUGAUUUUAUAAUGCAUUGGGUUUGCUGCUGUUACUUUACAGAAACAAACAGGUCAGAGCAUUUGCAAGCGAUUUUGAGUUGACCACCAGGGAAGAAGGUUGCUUGAGUCUCUGGGGCAGGUAGGUUGAGCACAACAGCUGCAGGACGUGUUGUAUUGUAUCACUAGGCAGGUGUUCCUAUGCUCAGAAUACCCAACUGGAUAAAAAUGAAGGCCUGGUUUUCUGAAGUAUAUCCGUUAGCAUCAUAUGCCUGAUCUGUUACAGUGCAGGUGAGACUGUUGUUUUUACUGUUGCAUAGAUGUUGUAGGAACAUUGCAAACCUACAGGGGCUAUAAAAAUAAAUAAAUAAAUAAAUAGCAGUGGUUGAAAUCCUGAAUCUGUCAAAGCUGAUGGAGAGCAAAUAGGGUCUGAGUUUCUCAUGGCGUCAUGUCAAUAUCACAGUGAUUUCCAGAACCUUUGCUGUCAAAGGUCUGUACUGUUGCCUGUUAAUACACAGGCUGUUAAACGUGCCAACAGCAAAAAAUUCUGCACGAAGUGCAGAAAUUAAUUAUAGCGACUUACUACUUUCUUUAGUUAUUCCAGAGAAGAGGAAUUAAGAACUGUGGUUUUGGUCAGUAUAGAAAGCAGCUGGCCUCGUCAGGUACAACAUUUUUGAAGAAUUUUGUUCUUCAGAGAGAAAGAUUGAUAGUCAGUCAUUACAGGUUUUUUUAAAAGUUUUUAAUGUGUUCAGUGUUACCAUACAAAUACCAUUUUUGUUGCAGUUUGGCUGAGAUGUCUUUAACAAACUGAAGUCCACAUGUGUGUCUGAAUAUAUAUUUGUGCCUAUAUUUAUAUAUAUAUAUAUAUAUAUGUAUAUAUUGGUGUAUGUUAUUUGCUUUAAGCAGUUACUCUUCCCUUAUCUUCCUGUGUGAUAGAAAGUAGCCAUUAGGCUUUACUUAACUGGUGUAAGAAUAUUAAAUAACUCUGUCAGAUAUAGUCCUUAACACUUGUCUCCAAUCAUAAUCUCAACUUUGAAGAUGAAACCUCAUUUUACAUCUGCUUUCUUGCUUUCUGUACAGCACACUUGUUCAUAUCCUUCUGGUACAGCUGAAGCACAAUCCAUCAACUGAUUAUUCCAAAAAAUGACAGUUCCACAUACUUCCUUUGUUUAACAUUUGUACAGAGAUUUAAAAAUACAAAGAGCUACAUAAUUUCAAAGUUUCAUCAUUUUUGUAUAUUGAUACCAGCAGUGGCAGCAACAAAUAGGUGAAAUGUCACAAAAUACUGUGCAAAUCCUUAAAAUGGUUGUUUUGAUGACAUCCUGAGAAGCUAUCCAGGAAAUGAAGGGGGGGGGGGUAUGUUUUGAAGCUGCCGGUUUGACCUCUGAAAUUGCAGCUUUUGCAAAGAGAAAGGGAGGUAAGCAUGAAUUUUGUAUUUGGGUAUUUUCUGAAACGCCAUAUAGAGGAUGCAGGAGUGCCCAGGGUUCGUCUGCCACCUCCUGUAUGUGAUGGAAAUGGGAAGCUCUGGAUGUGGGAGCUGCCCUUCCUGCCCGUGGGACGCUGACUCGCUUCCUGAGCCCAGUGAGGUGUCACUGCUGGUCACAGCAUGCUGAGAGAGGAGGGAAAGAGAAUCUCUCCCGGAAGGGCAGAAGUGAUGAACCUUGUGGGUCGAGAUACAGAUAGUUUAAAAAGUGAAGGAGAAAAAAUUACAAAUAAAAAAAAACAGGUGAUGUGAAAGCAGUCACUCACCAGCAGCCCCCUACCAGGCCCCAAAUCCAGCAAACUGCUCACAACAGGCCAGACAGACCCCAAGCAAUGGCUCGUUUGGAAAGCCCACCCCCCAGUCCUGUUUUUUUGCUGAGGAUGGCAUUGGAUGGUGUGGAAUAUACCAUUGGUCACUUUGGGUCAGCCGCCCUGGCCUUGUCUCCUCCCAGCUUCUUGUGCACCCCCAGCCUACCUGAGGAGGGGCAGAGUGAGAAACAGAGGCCUUGAAGUUGUACAAGCACUGCUCAGCAACAGCUAAAACAUGGGUGUGUUUUCAAUAUUGUUUUGGUCACAAAUCUAAAACAAUACCAUGUGGGUUACUGUGAAGAGAAUUUACUCCAUCCCAGCCAGACACAGUACAAUCUCCACCCCUUGCUACAUACCAUUUGUAUUAUACUCAGGUCCUACAGUAUGCAAGAUGUUUCCAUCAGCCACUUCCCCAUCCUUUGUCAUAUGCACAGAUAUUCCUGUAGUCUAUGGGCAUUUCUGCGUAUUGGGGUGCAUUAAACAUCCCAUAGCCAACUGGUCAAAAGAGGUGAUUCUCCUGCUUUAUUUAGCGUUGGUGCAGCUCCAACUUGAAUAUUACUAUGAAGCUAUGGGAUCCACAAUAUAAAAAGGAUAUUAAGAUAGUUGAAAGCAUCCAGAGGAGGUGAACAAAGCUGGCUAAGGGGCUGGAAGGCAUGUCCUGUGAGGAGAGGUCGAGGACACUUGGGUUGUCUGGUUUGGAGAAAAGGUGGUCAAGAGAUAACCUUAUUGCUUUCUGCAACUUUGGCAUCUGAGGCCAAAGAUUUGGGUAUCUCCAGAGAAGGAGACUCCACAACCUCUGGGCAGUCUGUUCCAGUGCUCUGUCACCCUCACAGUAAAGAAGUGCCCUCACAUUCAGAUUGAGACAGGGAGAAAGGGAAAGCAUGUCGAUUUUGCAGGUUUUAGCUAACACAGGGAGUAUGAUGUGUAUCAACCACAAGGACAAGAUCAAGGCAGGGAGUAUGAGGACAGGACAACCCUAAAAGAUAAGGGAAGAAAAGACUUCCUGCACGCAGAUAACAGAACCAUCAAGAACUGGCUUGACUGCUGAAGUCUGUCAAAGAAAGGAAGGGUCAGGAAUGUAGCAGCAAGGAAGACUUCUGGCCUUCAUCAAAAGAUCAUCAGAGUACACUGGAUGACCACCCAAGGACUCCAGUACACAUGCAAAGAGGGGUGGGAACCUAUGUUAAAGAUUCUUCAGAGACCUGAUGACUAUGCAAGAAACUUCUGGGAAAUGAGUAUGUAUAUAUCCUAAUAUAAGCACACUGUCCUUUGGGGUAUGUGGUCCCCCAAACACCCGGUGUCAUAAUAAAGAACACCUGCUUAAUAA
Messenger RNA from Anas platyrhynchos (mallard), 9954 nucleotides. It is a transcript of the gene ADARB1, whose product is annotated as adenosine deaminase RNA specific B1. Gene Ontology annotation, biological process: adenosine to inosine editing; RNA processing. The record is from RefSeq and is a predicted model, not a curated record. Gene Ontology annotation, molecular function: double-stranded RNA adenosine deaminase activity; double-stranded RNA binding; adenosine deaminase activity. Gene Ontology annotation, cellular component: nucleolus; cytoplasm. Lineage: Eukaryota; Metazoa; Chordata; Aves; Anseriformes; Anatidae.